Ipomoea triloba (trilobed morning glory) is the source of this 768-nucleotide messenger RNA. Its product is annotated as cysteine proteinase inhibitor B-like. Gene Ontology annotation, molecular function: cysteine-type endopeptidase inhibitor activity. The record is from RefSeq and is a predicted model, not a curated record. NCBI's taxonomy places the organism in Eukaryota, Viridiplantae, Streptophyta, Magnoliopsida, Solanales, Convolvulaceae. The coding region runs from base 56 to 463 and encodes 135 amino acids. The transcript has a single exon.
AAACAACAGAUCAGAUCUCAUCUGUUCAUUCUCAAAAAAAAAAAAAAAAAGAAUAAUGGCGAAAGUUGCAGGACUAUUUAACCUUCUCCUUGUGGUUUCCAUGGUUCUAGUCUUGGCAGGCUACGCCGCGGCGCAAGAGGGGGGCGCGGUACCGCUCUCAGGCGGGAAAACAGAAGUGAGUGACGUGAAGAGCAACGUGGAGGUUCAAAAUCUGGGGAGGAAAAGCGUGAUGGAGUACAACAAGCGCCUGAAAGUGAAGGAGAAUCCUGAGAACGGUGCCAAGAGGCUGAUCUUCACGGAGGUGAUCAAGGCGGAGAAGCAGGUGGUGGCCGGAGUUAAGUACUACCUCACCAUCAAGGCCACCACCUCCGACGGCACGGCCAAGACGUACGACGCCGAGAUGUGGGUGAAGCCCAAUGAGACUGUUCAUGAGAUGCUCGCCUUUGCACCCGCCGCCGCAUAAAAUUGAUACUUUUUUUUUCUGUUUAGUCAGAGUCCUUACUUAGGAUCGGCUCUGAUCAGUACGCAAUGGGUCAUGGCGUGACUGGUAUUUUGUUGCGUUAGGUAGUGUAGUAGUCCCCGGCCGGUUAGUGUCCUUCAAUGCCAGAGAUGAAUUGAAGAUGGAUAUAUAAUGCUCUAGCUUCAACAUAUAUGUUGUAAUGGCAUUGUUUUAUAUAUAUAUAUAUAAUUUUAAAACAUAAAUAGCAUGUAUUAACAUUAUUUUUUGAGUUACAAGUAACCCCCACUCGAAAAUGUGUUAAUAUGUAA